AUGAUGUUGACGACCAAAGACAUCUUCGCCGUCUUCGAGAGCCUGCGCAGCGUGAAGGCCUUUGGAGAGCGCAGCACGGACCCGGGCCAGGCCACAGCCGCGCUCAUGGAGCUGGUGAGCACUGACUCGGACUUUGCCAGCGGGCAUCUCUUCUGGCAGAACAUCUACCGGCUUUGGCAGGAGCCCAACGGGGUCUUCUAUGGCGAUUGA
Molecule: messenger RNA, 210 nt
Organism: Effrenium voratum
Lineage: Eukaryota; Dinophyceae; Suessiales; Symbiodiniaceae
Source: the annotation of a GenBank genome assembly